AUGGAUCACUCUCAAAUUGUAACUAUUGAGGAUAUUGAUAUGAGUGGAAGUUUAGUAUGUGCAGAUGAUAUUGUUGAUUUGGAAAAAGACACGGAUGAAUUUGGAGAAGAUGAUCUUAGUGAAAUCAUUGCAAACAAAGAUGGUGAAUGCAGGGAAGGUAAUGCACACGAAAUUGUGGAAGAUGUUGAUACUGAAUUAAGCAAGACCCCAAUUUUAACUAGAGUUUUUGAGACAUCAGAAGAUGCUUAUGCUUAUGCAAAAGGCAAGGGAUUUGGAAUACGCAAGCAAUACCAUAAUAAGAGUACAAUUACAAAACAAAUAUAUAGGUGGAAUUAUGUUUGCUCGAAGCAAGGUGUCAAGAGACUACAUGAUAAAAGUGCUGAUGUUGAUAAUGUCAAAAGGCAAAGGGAUACAAGGACUAAUUGUUUGGCAAUGUUACAAGUAAAGUUGGUGGAUGGCCUAUGGAAAGUGGAGAAAUUCAAUGAUAUACACAAUCAUCCAUUGAUUAACAUUCCAACAAAGGUGAAGAAGUUUCUUUCUCAGAAUGAAUUGAGACACUCGAAUUUGACAAAAUCUGUUGUUUCUAAGCUAUAUCAAGAGGGUUUAACAUCUUCGAAAAUCUCAAAGGUUGUGAGCGCUAUGAACAAAGAGGUUAAUCUUACUCCCGUUCAAAUCAAUAGUAUUAUAUCUAGCCAGCGAAAGAAUAAUGUGGGGCGAGAAUGUCAGGGCAUCAUCAAACACUUUCAAAAGAAGUCCAUGGUUGAUGGAGCUUUUUAUUUUGAUAUGGAUUUGGCAGAAGAUGGAACAUUAAGAAGCGUAUUCUGGGCAGAUGGUAGGUCAAGAACUGCAUAUGCUCAUUUUGGUGAAGUCCUUGUCUUUGAUGUGACUUACAAAACAAACAAGUUCAGGUUUCCUUUUGCUCCUUUUGUGGGGGUUAAUCACCAUGGGCAAACAAUUUUAUUUGCUGCCGCUUUGUUAGAAGAUGAAACGGAGGCAACAUUUACGUGGUUGUUUGAACAAUUUCGGACAUGUAUGUUUGACAAGUCUCAUGUUGCUAUUAUCACUGAUCAAGAUAAAGCUAUGGGAAAAGCAAUAGCUAAGAUAUUUCCAGGAGCACGACAUCGUUUUUGUGCUUGGCAUAUAAAGAAACAUGUUAUGGAGCAUAGUCAAGCACUGUGCGCACAAUUUAAGGAUAGUUUUGAUGUUGACUUCCGUGCAUGGUAUAAAAGUUGA
Molecule: messenger RNA, 1233 nt
Organism: Gastrolobium bilobum
Lineage: Eukaryota; Viridiplantae; Streptophyta; Magnoliopsida; Fabales; Fabaceae
Product: protein FAR1-RELATED SEQUENCE 5-like
Exons: 1
Coding region: 1-1233 (410 amino acids)
Source: RefSeq, a predicted model, not a curated record